UGGAAUUAUUAUGCAGGCACUAUACCAUCAUUUUGUCAAUCGAACAAGGUUUGGGGGACGGAUAUUGAUGAUAUCUAUGUGCCAGUGAACUUCGCCGACCUUCAUUGGAUUGCUAUGUGGAUAUCGAUCCCUAAGAGGCACAUAGUCGUCUUUGACAACAUUUGUUCCAGUAUCUCCCCAGAAGAACUCGAUGUGGUAAUGGAGCAUUUUCUCUACAUGGUCCCUUAUCUGCUUGUUGAGUGCGCUUCCUCAGACGAACAAUGUGCCCAAUACAGCCUGGAGCCAUUCACAUAUGAGAGACCGACCAAUAUACCUCCGGUCCGAGCUGGUGAUUGUGGCGUGUACACUCUAAAGUACAUUGAAUGUCAUGCUCUUGGGAUAGAGUUUAGUAAAAAAGACUUUGCUAAGGCCAACGGGAAGAGUAUGAGGGAUAAGAUGGCGGUGGAUAUAUUUCAAGAGCUUCCUGACGCGCAUGAGUUCGAAAACAAGGACAUGGAAGACAACCUGGGUGCGUAUGACGGGUGAUUAACAUGCCACGUUAGAUUAUUUUGUAUGAUAGAUUAGUCUGAUGUGUGUAUUUGAACU
This is a messenger RNA of Brassica napus (rape), 585 nucleotides long. RefSeq lists its product as uncharacterized. The record is from RefSeq and is a predicted model, not a curated record. NCBI's taxonomy places the organism in Eukaryota, Viridiplantae, Streptophyta, Magnoliopsida, Brassicales, Brassicaceae. Gene Ontology annotation, molecular function: deSUMOylase activity. Gene Ontology annotation, cellular component: nucleus. Gene Ontology annotation, biological process: protein desumoylation. The transcript has a single exon. Bases 115 to 525 code for a protein of 136 amino acids.